AUGUCCAGAUCUAACAGUGUGAGCCCACCCGGCGCUAGCGCUCCUGGACUUAGGGGAGGGACGGAACUCCGAUCUGCUUGGGGUGAGUCUGAGCCCGUGGCAAACGGAUGUCCAUACUCGUCCAGAUCCUCCAGCAAAAAGCUCAUACGGUCCAACAGUCGCUGGAUUGAGGAGGAUGACUUCGAGCGACCACCGGGCCGAACCACGACAACCGUUAGCCGGGUUAGUUUCAGAUCCAAGUCUGCGUGGCAAGAACAUGGGAAGGAGAGUUGCAACAAUAACCAAUCGUCCCCGAGGUACCGAGAUGGAGACGUGAGACCCAAGUCGGUGGAGUUAGGUUUGAAGGACAAGAGAAGCAACUUUAAGCCCGAGGAGGAGCUCAUGCCUGAAGUGGUGAACUUUUCAAUGGUCGCGUGCUGCCACGGCGUGAUGCAGAUCUUCAAAUCCAAGAAAUUCCAGUCGGAGAAGUUGGAGAGGCUUUACCAGCGAUACUUCUUCCGGCUCAAUCAGAGCAGCCUGACGAUGCUCAUGGCCGUUCUAGUGCUGGUGUGCGCCGUGAUGCUGGGCUUUCACCUCGCCGGAGGAGAGUAUCAGCUCACUUACGUGGUUGUUUUCUCCACGGCGAUAUUGCUCAUCCUCACGCUUAUUCUCGUGUGCAACAGGAACGGCUUCCAUCAGGAUCACAUGUGGAUAAUUUGCUAUGUGGUUAUUUUGGUGGUGCUGCUCGUGCAGGUGAUCGGCGUGCGGUUCGUGAAGCCGCGGAGCGCGUCUGAAGGUAUCUGGUGGACCGUGUUCUUCAUCCAUGUGAUUUACACUCUUCUACCGGUGCGGAUGAGAGCAGCGGUCAUCUCUGGAAUUAUACUGUCUGCUGUACACGUGCUGAUCUCAUGGAAGUUAAACGAAACGGACGUCUUUUUAUGGAAACAGCUUGUAUCCAACGUCCUGAUCUUCUCCUGCACUAAUAUAGUUGGCGUGUGCACACACUAUCCAGCGGAAGGCUCGCAGAGACAAGCUUUUCAGGAGACCAGAGAAUGUAUUCAAGCUCGACUGCACUCUCAGAGAGAAAACCAGCAACAGGAACGCCUUCUACUCUCUGUGCUUCCUCGACAUGUCGCCAUGGAGAUGAAAGCUGACAUAAAUGUCAAACAGGAGGAUAUGAUGUUCCACAAGAUUUACAUUCAGAAGCAUGACAAUGUGAGUAUUCUCUUUGCCGACAUUGAGGGUUUCACCAGUCUUGCUUCCCAGUGCACUGCCCAGGAGUUAGUGAUGACGCUUAACGAACUCUUCGCACGAUUCGACAAACUGGCCGCUGAGAAUCACUGUCUGCGCAUAAAGAUCCUGGGUGACUGUUACUACUGUGUGUCUGGCCUGCCAGAGGCCCGAGCUGACCAUGCACACUGCUGUGUCGAGAUGGGAGUGGACAUGAUUGAAGCCAUCUCGUUGGUGAGGGAAGUCACCGGAGUCAACGUCAACAUGCGUGUGGGCAUACACAGCGGGCGAGUCCACUGUGGGGUGCUGGGAUUAAGGAAGUGGCAGUUUGAUGUCUGGUCCAACGAUGUCACCUUAGCUAAUCAUAUGGAAGCUGGGGGCAAAGCUGGGCGUAUCCAUAUCACUAAGGCCACCCUGAACUACCUAAAUGGGGAUUAUGAUGUGGAACCUGGAUUUGGUGGAGAGAGAAACGUCUAUCUCAAGAAGCACAACAUUGAAACCUACCUUAUAGUUGGCUGCAGCCAGAAACGGAAAGAAGAAAAGGCCAUGAUUGCUAAGAUGAACCGGCAGCGAACCAACUCAGUCACCCAUAAUAGCACUCACUGGACUGAUCGGCCCUUCUACAAUCACCUGGGUGCCAAUCAGGUUUCUAAGGGGAUGAAGAGGAUGGGCUUUGAAGAUCCGAAAGACAAACAUUUCAUUUUCAGAAACACGCAAGAAAGCCUGAACCCUGAAGAUGAGGUAGAUGAGUUCCUGGGUCGCGCCAUUGACGCCCGGAGCAUCGACCGGUUACGGUCUGAACAUGUCAAGAAGUUUCUGCUGACUUUCCGAGAACCUGACCUGGAGAAGAAGUACUCCUUACAGGUAGACUCCAGGUUCGGAGCAUACGUUGCCUGCGCUUCCCUCGUCUUUUUAUUCAUCUGCUUCAUUCAGAUCAUCAUUGUACCACACUCAAAGCUGAUGGUGGUCUUCUUUAUACUGUGUCUGGUCCUCCUGAUGGUUGUCAUGUUCAUCUCGGCCAUUUACUCCUGUUUUGGGUUUUUUCCUGUGGCUCUACAAACUAUGUCCAAAAGGAUCGUCCAGUCCAAACUCAACAGCACCCUGGUGGGAGUUUUUACAAUCAUCCUGGUCUUUCUAUCUGCUUUCAUUAACAUUUUCACAUGCAGUACAGAUGACCUGAAGACGUGUUUAAGGCAGGAGUUUAAUAUCAGCCCCAGUAAAGUGAACGCUUGCCACGUCCUCAGUUCUUCCUUUAACUACUCUCUCUGGUCUCAGGAAAGUCUGUGCAACGGCUUGUCACCCACCUGCAAUUUCCCAGAGUACUUCUCCUCAUGUGUGCUGCUGAGCUUGCUGGCAUGCUCAGUGUUCCUGCAGGUCAGCAGUAUUGGGAAACUUUUUCUCAUGGUCUUCAUUGAGGUCCUGUACGUGCUCAUCAUUGAAGUACCCGAGGUCAGCCUGUUUGACAAUGUGGAUCUGCUGGUCAUGGCCAAUGCCAUUGAAUUAAUCAAUGGAACAAGUAGCUGUGAGAAAGAAAUGAGGGUUCCUCUGAAGAUCAUGACUCCAGUUGUCAUUACGGUCUUUGUGCUGGCACUGUACCUUCAUGCACAGCAGGUGGAGUCCACUGCCAGACUGGACUUUCUCUGGAAGUUACAGGCUACAGAGGAGAAGGAGGAGAUGGAGGAACUUCAGGCCUACAACCGUCGGCUACUCCACAACAUCUUGCCCAAAGAUGUGGCGGCUCACUUUUUGGCGCGCGAGCGGCGGAACGAUGAACUGUAUUAUCAGUCAUGUGAAUGUGUGGCUGUGAUGUUUGCCUCCAUCAGCAACUUCUCUGAGUUCUAUGUGGAACUGGAGGCCAAUAAUGAAGGUGUGGAGUGCUUGAGACUACUCAAUGAGAUCAUCGCUGACUUUGAUGAGAUCAUUAGUGAGGAUCAGUUUCGUCAGCUAGAAAAGAUCAAGACCAUUGGCAGCACAUAUAUGGCUGCAUCUGGCCUUAACGACUCCACUUAUGAUAAGGCAGGAAGGUCGCACAUUCGUGCUUUGGCAGACUACGCCAUGCGCCUCAUGGACCAGAUGAAGUACAUCAAUGAGCACUCUUUCAAUAACUUCAAAAUGAAGAUUGGUCUCAACAUGGGUCCCGUCGUGGCUGGUGUCAUAGGAGCCCGUAAACCGCAAUAUGACAUAUGGGGGAAUACUGUGAAUGUUGCCAGCCGGAUGGACAGCACUGGGGUACCUGAAAGAAUACAGGUCACAACAGACCUCUACCAGGUUCUCAGCUCGUAUAACUACACACUGGAGUGCAGAGGGGUUGUUAAAGUGAAGGGCAAAGGAGAAAUGACAACCUACUUCCUGAACGGAGGACCCAACAGCAGUUAACACUCAGCGUCUGAUAUUUAGAACAGUUGAGAUGAAAUGGGGAGCAGAUGUCAGGAGUGUGGCCAGGCUGUUGACGGGCAUCCUCAUGGAGCAAUCAGAAAAUAAUUUGUUCAGAAAACAGCCCUAAUGAAAUCAGCAAAUGGCCUCUUUGCACACGGAGACUUCCUAUAGGAUUAAUGGAGGCUACACCCCCUUUAUUUAAGGUAUGGAACAGUUUAGAACAAUAGUCCAUCCACCGAAACAAGGUCAAUUGAAGAGACCAAAGAAACAAAAGGAAUCUCAAGGCAUACAAAGCAGUUUUCCCAGUCUUAUAUUUCUUAUAUUACCAAGAGAGGACAGAUGACUUUGGCUCUCUCAGGUAAUAAGUGCGGCAGGACUGCGUUCCUCUUCGACCAACUGAUUCCGGCGCUCCAAAACAAAACCGCAUGAAAACACUGAAGCCUAUAUACCUGUAGAAUACAGCUGUUUUAUGUGUAUAUAAUUCAACGGUGGGUGUGAAGAGUGCUGUUUAUACAGUCUUAUUGCGUUCAAAACUGUCUAGGUGAUAUCACAAUACAUAGAGAUAUCACAAUGAGCUAUUACAUGGUUAGAGGUCCAUAAUGGGCACAGCAGCACUAUAAACCCUUUAUGGUUUCCGAACUCUUCUGCAGCGACUGUGGUUGUUACUGGUAAAGGAGCUAGAGUCGACAGUAUUACCUCUUUGAGUGCUAAAGAGUCGUAAUGCUUUGUUAUUGUGUGUUCCGAACACACACAAUUACAUUCACACCCAGUCACACUCACACUCGUGUCUACACUGAAGACACUUUUAAAGACAGAGGAAUAUGUGGCUGUUUUUGUAUUUUGAACAUUUUAUAUUUUGAUUCCAAAAGCCAAACUGUGUCACAGCUAUUUUAGAUUAUAUAUUUUGUACAAUAAUAUAUUAGAAUGAUGUCUAUAAACAAUAUAUAUAUAGAUAGACCUUAUGGAAUGCUACGUAUGUUUGGCCUUCCUUCAAAAAGGGUUUCGGUAUCCUAUGUCAAACACUUCUGCAAACAUUUAUUUUAACCUUGUGUUUAGGGUGUACUGAUGAGUUUGGACCCUCUAGUGCAGGUUUAUUUAACUUCAGUCCUGGUGGACCACUGUCCUGCAUAGUUUAGUUCCAACCCUAAUCAUAUACACCUGCCUCUAAUAUUUAAGUAACCAUUAAGACCUUUAUUCCAUGGUUGAGGUGUGUUUGUUAAGGAUUGGAGCUAAAUUCGUUAGGGUGAUGGCCCUCUAGGACCAGAGUUAAAAUGCCCUGCUCCAGGGAAAUGUUUUCUGUUAUAACACAUAUCUUUGCCAUUUUUGCACCGCAGCUCAUCAAGCCUUUCCCUUCCCUCACUGUUCAGUCCGAUGGUACGACCCAAUGAAUGUCCAUUUUCUCCAAUGAGGCCUUUGUAUGUGAAGAAGUGGAGCUUGUGCACCUGUGGCUUUUCCAGAAACAUGGCUCUGGGUGUGCCAUGGGAAAACAGGGUGUGCAAGAAACUGAAGCACUAUAAUGUCAUGUAACGUUAACAACCAUUGCUUAAAUGUCCUUUUAGCUAUCAAUAAUUUUUCAGGCCUGUGUUACAUUAUGGCGACUUAAAGCUAAACUAUGUAACCUGUUCAGUGUUAAAAUACUUUCUCCUAUCCAAUCUUAAAAUGCAGAUAUAACGAUAAGUAAGCUAUUCAUAUGUUAAAGGUGCACUCAGUAAGUUUUUGUUCAUGUCGUCUUGGACUUACACUGCCACCUAGGGGCAUGGAUGCAGUAUCAUUUAAACACAAUCGUUUUCGGUUAUAGAUGUCAUCGUAAAUAAUCAGUACUCACAGUAGUAAGCCAUGAUUUAAUUUAAUCCACAGGUGAACGUGUCCAAUAACAGGAUGGUUACUGAGAUUAAGCGAGUAGUGUUUGGCUGGUCAUGUGAUCUUAACAUGGCAGCCCCCAUGAGGGGAGCCUCUCCAUGUAGAAUAAAACAGCUUUCAUUAGGUUGCUGCUAUUACUAGAGUCUUCAUCUCUAGUGAGUCAUGACUUUAUACAAUUGUUCAAAAUUACUAUGACUUUAUUUAGGACUAAAACUUUUUUAAUGAGGAAAAGAAUUGCAUUUGUUGGGGGUGGAGCUAUCAACGGUUUAAGAAUGGCGUGUUCAGAAAGCUGUUUUAAAUCAAAGUGCAAAUCCACUCAGUGUCAUUCUUCAUACUUCCGCUUUAAUGUAGGCCUAUUUUAAUAAUUAUAAUACUUUUAUCAAUGGAGUUGGCAGGCCUGUUAAUGUAUCCAUUUAUUAGGCUUAUAUUUUCCAUUUUAGUCUUGACAACUGAAAUCUGUCACAAAUUGACUGAUUGUUUUGGAACGAUUUCUAAUUAUUUUCCAAAAUAUGCUGAAGACAAAAAAUGUACAUGGAGUAGCAAUUUGCGCUGUACUGGAAUAUUAUAAAUACACAAGGCUUUACAUUGACUGGAUCAAAAAUAUAAUUUUGGAUAAGAAAUUGAUGUGUGAUACAUUGUGGAACCGAAGAACAGCAGUCAGAAGAUUCAAAAUCUUUAUUGAAGAUUCUUUACAUUUAGGAAGCACCGGGAUGUUUGGUUUAUGCAUGACUGCAAAUAUAAACAGAAAAAAUUAUAUUAAUGUUACAUUAAACAUUGAGCUUCUUUGAUUAAAGAAUAACAAUGGAUGCAAAAUUCAAUAGGUCCACUCAGUAUUUCUGUGUUGCGCUGACACCUACAAUAGCGGUGAAGAUGCAGCAUCAUGCAAAAGUCAAAGGGCCUAUUUAGUCACUUCAUGCGUUUUACUGAUCGGAUUGCUAUCUGAUUGAAAAAGUUAAUUCCAUUUACACUCGGCCACAUGUGUGUCUCUGCCAAACAGAUAUAAAUCCGGUCUUCAAUUCCCGCACUAAAUGCAAAUAAAACAGUUCACUUCCGUGAUUAUGCUAAUUGAAUUGCAGUGAAUUUAAUAGAUUUGCUUUUAUACUUGAUUCCAUGUAAAUUUUCACAGCACGCGUGUGUCUGUGUAAGGGCGCACUGUGUUUUAUCCCUCUGAGCUUCUCGUAAGAUGCGUCAGCUGUGCUCAUGUUUGUGUUUAGUUUCAGUUUCAUCAGUGAUCUGCAUCAAAUAAUUGAGGAAAAAACAUCUCUAUCUCCUACAACCUGCAUUCAUUUCUUCCUUUGUUAUUAUUUACUGUGCGACAUGAGCCUAUGCAAAUAUCUGGUGACAGCUGUUAAGUUUCGCAUUUUUCCUAUCAUGACCUAGCACUGUUCAGGCAUGGUAAAGUUUACAUAUGUGAACAGCCAGAUGCAUUUAGACUUGACCAGUUUUGCCUAGAAUGCAUCUCAGACCACCUCCUGAAGUGCUCUGAGCGAUCCUAUUGCAAUCUGUCUCAAAUGCGUUUUGGAGGGCAUAUAAACCUGGACUUUUUAUGAUCAAAUGUCUAUCUGAUCAGUGAAAACACAUGGAGUGGCUAAGUGUAAACAGGCCCAAAUAGUGCCAUUGUUGCAAGCGCGCAUGUAAUCUGCAACGUCUCAGAAAAAACAACACUUUGGGUGGGCAAGCUGACAUUUUGUGUGGCAUUUGCACACCCUGGCACACCCAUGGCUACGCCACUGUUGUGCACACAUGCAUACUCCAUAAAGUGACAUAUGUUUGUUUGUUUUUACAUUAUUGCUUUACCUGUUUCAGAUCUUCAGUGUAAGAAUUGUGCAAAGUACAUUCAGAUAGGAUUACAAUAUAAUAUGUUGGAACUGUAUGUAAUAAUCUGCAUUUCCUAAGCCUGUCUCAAUCAUGUGCUAUCAAACAUUCAACUAAACUAUUUGGUCUUCUUAUCACUUCCCAAAACUCACCCCAGUCUUUACUUUCCUCGAAAUAAUCAGUGCCAUUUUCUUACCUGUAAUUUUAAAAUAAAACUUGGUUAAAUGUUUUAGUAUUUCAUGCCAUGAUAUAUUUGUAGUGCUAGGUGAUGUUGGUGCCAUAUUAAUUCUUAAAUUGAAUGAAUUUCCUGUCUCAUCCGAACCAAGAGAAAACGGGUCAAAGAUUUCCACUGCUGAGAGGGCUACUGGUGCUUACUAUUCAAGUGGAUUGUUCGAUUCACUAGAGCUACUUUCUUGGGUUUUCUUUGCUUCUCUGCCAUGUCAAAACUCAAUUUCUUUUUACAUCCAAAUAAACCACUAUAAUGUU
Xyrauchen texanus (razorback sucker) is the source of this 7746-nucleotide messenger RNA. RefSeq names its product adenylate cyclase type 5-like. Gene Ontology annotation, molecular function: adenylate cyclase activity. The record is from RefSeq and is a predicted model, not a curated record. Bases 1 to 3585 code for a protein of 1194 amino acids. NCBI's taxonomy places the organism in Eukaryota, Metazoa, Chordata, Actinopteri, Cypriniformes, Catostomidae. Gene Ontology annotation, biological process: intracellular signal transduction; adenylate cyclase-activating G protein-coupled receptor signaling pathway; adenylate cyclase-inhibiting G protein-coupled receptor signaling pathway. The transcript has 21 exons. Gene Ontology annotation, cellular component: plasma membrane.